This is a messenger RNA of Clonostachys byssicola, 759 nucleotides long. NCBI's taxonomy places the organism in Eukaryota, Fungi, Ascomycota, Sordariomycetes, Hypocreales, Bionectriaceae. The record is from the annotation of a GenBank genome assembly.
GACCAUAGCGGCGAGAUAGAGAGAGCCGUCUUCCUGAAACUACUAGAAGACGAGCAGUUCUCCGUGGUUGAGGCAGUGCAACAGAUCACUGCGCAAACCUAUACAGCCGCAGCUUCCCAAAACACUGACGCAUUAGGAUUACACACCUAUCAUGUCGCCUGCUAUAUUCUCGAUUUUGCUACAGAGGUGGUACGCCAUGAUCAACAGUCCCGGCUUCUUGAGUUUAUCCGCCUUCUCAAGCAACAGGUAAUGCCCGACCCAAAGCAGGGUGGCAUGUUGAGAGUGGACAAUUAUAAAGUCUGGUCUGACAUGCCCAGCAUGAUGAUACUGAUACGCGAGUUCUACCACAAAAGUGCACCAUAUGAAGAAAAUAAUACGCCUGAACACGAUUACGAGUACGAGAAUGUCAUGGCAUUUCUUGCUCAGAUGACUGAGAAUGGCCUCUUCAAACCCGUGGAGGGUAUAUCGUGGUCUAUGCCUAGCCUUAUAGAUGUUUUUCACCCUGAUGCAGCUCCGAUUUUGCGGCGGGCGGAGAUCCGGUGCGUAUGCAUGUGGAUGGUAUAUGCUCCCAACCAAGUCCGAAAGAGUGCCUUGCUUCCCUAUCGGUAUGAUGAGGAGAGAGGAUUUGAGCCUGGGGACUGGGAGAAGUGGAGGGCGCUCCUGCAGAAGUACCUGGAUAUAUUCUUGGAUGAGGAUACCCAGAACUUAAUCCAUACUGCUCUUUAUAGCAUGGAAAUAGCCGAUCAAGUAACCCUAUAG